AUGAAUCCCCUGCACCCCGACUGCGAGCAAGGUCCACAGGUCGGUAAGGAGCAGUUGGACAAAAUAAUGGACCUAAUCGAAAUUGGGAAAAAGGAAGGUGCCACCUUGGCUUACGGUGGAGAGAGAAUAGGCGAAAAGGGCUACUUUGUCCAACCGACGGUCUUCACUGAGGUCCAAGACGACAUGUGCAUAGCCGAAGAGGAGAUUUUCGGGCCAGUCAUGCAGAUUAUGAAAUUCAAGACAAUCGAAGAAGUUAUCGAGCGGUCUAACAACACCAAGUACGGUCUAGCUGCCACGGUCUUAACUAUAGAGACCUAG
Molecule: messenger RNA, 318 nt
Organism: Geodia barretti
Lineage: Eukaryota; Metazoa; Porifera; Demospongiae; Tetractinellida; Geodiidae
Source: the annotation of a GenBank genome assembly